AGAAGACAAUGUUUUCCUCUGCACUUCCGGGUUGUCACAUUUGAAGCAGUCUGGUCACUUAUUAAAGGUCAUUCACAAAAAUGCUCGAUGAAAACACUUUUAAAAGUGUCAUGCGUUCAAGAAAAGCGGACAUGAUUCACAUAGAACCGAACAUUUGAGUUAAACUGCAGCUAAUCUGAUGGAGAUGGGGAGACUUUUGUCCAAGCUUACAGAAAAACACGUCCUCCUGUUCACGACGUCCUUUCUAAUCCGGCUGGUUCUGGUCGCUUAUGGAGACUACCAGGACAGGAACAUGGUGGUGAAGUUCACCGACAUCGACUAUCACGUGUUUACAGAUGCUGCCAGGUUCAUCACUCAGGGCGAGUCUCCGUACAACCGCUCUACCUACCGCUACACUCCUCUUCUGGCCUGGCUUCUCACCUCAAACAUCUACCUAACCCUGGUGUUUGGUAAGAUGCUUUUCAUCUUGUGUGAUGCGCUGUCAGGAGUGCUCAUCUACAAAAUCCUUUGCAUGCAAGGUCUAGACUGCAAGAGUGCAAGCAAAAUUUCAUCUUUGUGGCUUUUAAACCCUCUUCCUAUGGGUGUGUCCAGUCGAGGGAAUGCCGAGUCCAUCCUGUCUGCUCUGGUGCUCGGGACGUUGCUCUGUAUGGAAGCCAAGCAUCUGGCAUGUGCAGCUGUGCUUUAUGGCUUGUCUGUCCAUAUGAAGAUCUAUCCUGUUACAUAUGCCCUGCCCAUCGCUCUGGCUCUGCGAGCACCAGAGGGCAGAAGAGAGGAAGGCAAACAAAAGCAAACAUGGAAGAAGUGGGUCACCUUUAUUGGAAGUUUCCUCAACUAUGAGCUGAUCCUCUUUGUGAGUGUGGCCGGAGCGGUCUUUUUCACACUCACAGGACUCUUCUACUACAUGUAUGGCUGGCAGUUUCUUCAUGAGACAUACUUCUACCAUCUGACCAGAAGAGACAUCAGACACAACUUCUCCCCCUACUUCUACAUGCUCUACCUCACUGCAGACAGCAGGGGGAGCCAGUGGCUUGGCCUGGCAGCCUUUCUGCCUCAGCUCAUCCUGCUGUUAGUAGCAUCAUGGGCCUUCCAUCGUCACCUGGCCUUCGCCUGUUUCCUUAAUACAGCCAUUUUUGUUUCCUUCAACAAAGUCUGCACUUCACAGUACUUUCUGUGGUAUCUUUGCUUACUUCCUCUGGUCAUCCCACACCUGAGUCUGUCUGGGAAACGGGGUUCAGGCCUGCUGCUCCUCUGGUUUGCUGGACAGGGUAUCUGGUUGGCUCCGGCCUACUUCCUGGAGUUUGAAGACUACAACACAUUCUUCCUGAUCUGGAUGGCGGGAUUAUUGUUCUUAGUCAUCAACUGCUUCAUCCUGGUUCAGAUCAUAAGCCACUACAGACACACACCGCAUGCACAGAGACUUAAAACAGAGUGACUCUAGUUUUCUCACUGCUGCUUGUUCGGCUUUCAUUGUGAAACUCCGACAGAUUACAGAUGCAUCUACUCAAAAGCUCUCUCUUUUACUCACUUUCUCCUUUCAGUUUUUAGACUUCCUGCUCCGUAAUCUAAAGAGAUGAGUUGUAAAGUAAAUUGUGGGGGAUUAUAUUUAAGCCGUUUGGAUUAAAUGUUUGUCCAGUCAGACCACCGGUAACUUCUCUUGUGCUACUCUCUUGAGACUUUCAGUUUGUUUUUAACUCUAAUAAACUUGUUGUAAAUCAGAGAAAGUCCCCAGAUGGGUUUGUUUAGAUGUUCUGAUUCUGCUACAAGCUUCAUCAGUUUUCCUGUGCUGUUUUAUUAUCAAAUGAUUAAAAACCUUUUGUCUUCUUUUA
Messenger RNA from Nothobranchius furzeri (turquoise killifish), 1826 nucleotides. It is a transcript of the gene pigm, whose product is annotated as phosphatidylinositol glycan anchor biosynthesis, class M. Gene Ontology annotation, molecular function: alpha-1,4-mannosyltransferase activity; GPI mannosyltransferase activity. Gene Ontology annotation, cellular component: membrane; glycosylphosphatidylinositol-mannosyltransferase I complex. Gene Ontology annotation, biological process: GPI anchor biosynthetic process. The record is from RefSeq and is a predicted model, not a curated record. Lineage: Eukaryota; Metazoa; Chordata; Actinopteri; Cyprinodontiformes; Nothobranchiidae.